Meriones unguiculatus (Mongolian gerbil) is the source of this 3757-nucleotide messenger RNA. Its product is annotated as cytochrome P450 11B2, mitochondrial. Gene Ontology annotation, biological process: cortisol metabolic process; cellular response to peptide hormone stimulus; aldosterone biosynthetic process. Gene Ontology annotation, cellular component: mitochondrion; mitochondrial inner membrane. Gene Ontology annotation, molecular function: corticosterone 18-monooxygenase activity; steroid 11-beta-monooxygenase activity; heme binding. Lineage: Eukaryota; Metazoa; Chordata; Mammalia; Rodentia; Muridae. The record is from RefSeq and is a predicted model, not a curated record. The transcript has 9 exons. Bases 1 to 1509 code for a protein of 502 amino acids.
AUGGUAAUGGCACUCAGAGUGAAAGCAGGUAUGUGGCUGGCAAGACCCUGGCAGUGCCUACACAGCAGGAGGGCGCUGGGCACCACAGCAGCGCCAGCCCCCAAGACACCACAGCCCUUUGAAGCUAUACCGCAGUACUCCAGAAACAAGUGGCUGAAGAUGCUACAGAUCCUGAGGGAGCAGGGCCAAGAGAACCUGCAUCUGGAGAUGAACCAGGCCUUUCAGGAGCUGGGGCCCAUUUUUAGGUACAACAUAGGAAGAACACAGAUAGUGUCCGUGAUGUUGCCAGAGGAUGCUGAGAAGCUGCUCCGGGUGGAGAGCAAACACCCUCACCGGAUGCACCUGGAGCCCUGGGUGGCCCACAGAGAACGCCGUGGCCUGAGACGUGGCGUGUUCUUGCUAAAUGGGCCCGAAUGGCGCUUCAAUAGACUGAGGCUGAACCCAAAUGUUCUGUCACCGGAAGCCGUUCAGAAGUUUGUUCCUAUGGUGGACACGGUAGCAAGGGACUUCGUGCAGAACAUGAAGAAGAGGGUAUUCCAGAAUACUCGUGGGAGUCUUACCAUGGACAUCCAGCAAGGCCUCUUCAAUUAUACCAUAGAAGCCAGCAAUUUUGCUCUUUUUGGAGAGCGGCUGGGCCUCCUUGGCUAUGACCUGAGUCCUGGCAGCCUGAAGUUCAUCCACGCCUUACAUUCCAUGUUCAAGUCUACCACCCAGCUCCUGUUCCUACCCAAGAGCCUGACUCGAUGGACGAGCAACCGGGUGUGGAAAGAACAUUUUGAUGCCUGGGAUACCAUCUCUGAGUAUGCCAACAGAUGUAUCUGGAAGGUGCACCAGGAGCUCAGAAUUGGCAGUCCUCAGACCUACAGUGGCAUUGUGGCAGAGCUAAUAUCUCAGGAAGCUUUGCCUCUUGACGCCAUCAAAGCCAACUCUAUGGAGCUCACCGCUGGGAGUGUAGACACGACAGCAAUCCCCUUGGUAAUGACCCUUUUCGAGUUGGCUCGGAACCCAGAUGUUCAGCAGGCCCUUCGGCAGGAGAGCCUGGCAGCUGAGGCCAGCAUUGCUGCCAAUCCUCAGAGGCUUAAGUCAGAAUUGCCUCUGCUGCAGGCUGCCCUUAAAGAGACCUUGAGGCUCUAUCCUGUUGGUAGUUUUUUGGAGAGAAUUCUAAGCUCAGACUUGGUGCUUCAGAACUACCAUGUCCCUGCUGGGACAUUGGUCCUGUUUUAUCUGUACUCCAUGGGCCGAAACCCUGCAGUGUUCCCAAGGCCUGAGCGUUAUAUGCCUCAGCGCUGGCUGGAGAGGAAGAGGACUUUCCAGCACCUGGCCUUUGGCUUUGGGGUGCGCCAGUGCCUGGGGAGGCGCCUGGCAGAGGUGGAGAUGCUGCUCCUGCUGCACCACGUGCUGAAAUCCUUCCACGUGGAGACACUAAGGCAAGAGGAUGUGCAGAUGGUCUACCGCUUUGUUUUGAUGCCCAGCUCCAGCCCCCUCCUCACUUUCCGGCUUGCCAGCUAGUCACUUCUGCAUCUGGGGUCCCGGUCAGGCCACCUCUUCUGUCUACCUCUUCUAUCCUGACACUCAAGGCCACACUUCUUUGCCAACAGGAUUUCUUUUGGGUCACACUGUCAGCCUCCAACACCUGUACAUGGUUCAUAGCUGAAGACCUCCAGGGUGAGGGACUGGCAAGGCCAGGGAAGGGAUUGAGAGACUCUUGGUGCCAACAAGAAAUCUCUGCUGGGUUAUUUUUCCCAUCCUUUCCAGUAGCGCGUGUGCGCGCGUGCGCGCACACACAUACACACACGGAUUUGUGGGGACAGAAAGAUAGAUAUAUGAUAGGCAGUUAGAUAGAUAGAUAGACAUACAUACAUAUGUUCAUAGGUACAUAGAUACAUAGAUGCAUAGACAGAUAUCUCUGUGUUUUGGUUAACGUGGCUUGACAGUGGAGUUGGAACAGAUGAGCUGGUGAGUCAGUACAGCAUAUUUAAGAGUAGGGACAUCUGCCCUCGCUAAGGACUGGGUGGUGGUGGCAUCAGAGAUGCAGGAGGACCCCUGGAGCCUGAUAACGUGUGAACUUCCUACCAGGAUGGUUGCCUUCUUCCAGGAGGUCAAGGUGCUGACUGACUUCUGCCAGUGCCCCCUGGACAAAGCUUUAAUCUCCUGAAUCGUGAAAGUGGCUCAGAGCACACGCAUUUUGCAGGCUUCCUUUCAGCUGUGAAUUUAAAGGAAAGAAAAGUUUUGGCCAAGAACAACUAUUUCACAGGAUCAGGGGAAGUACUGAAGCCCAUCUACCUGAGCUUUGUGUGAUAGUCUCCGAAGUAUGAGCCAGUGUGGAGAUGGGGCCUUUAACCAGGUAAUUCAUGUAAAAUGAGGCUACUGAGUUGUGCCUAAUCCAAUCCCCCAGACUGCCUCACAGAGAGAGAGUGAGGUUACAGGCCCACAGAGGCAGCCUCCAUGAAGUUGGUCUUCUGUAAGCCAUGAAAAGAAGUCAGGGAAUUUCUGCUCUCUUAGUUCCUUCACUCAGUCUCUCACCUCCUUGCUUGUGAAAAAUGAUCUUCUGUUGUUGAAGUCCUAGUUUAAAGUCUUUUGUUGUGAUGGUAAUAGCCAUUAUGACCUUCUAAGCACAAACUAUCUGUGGUUAAUAGUCCCCUAACACACACACAUACACACACAUGCACACACACACACACACACACACAAAUCCAGCUCAUGGCACUACUGUGAGGUGGUGAAUAUUAUGGGGUAUAGUUCAAUAGGCAAGAAUCUGGGUCUCAGGGGUAUGUUCUUGAAGGGGCUGUUGUGGGGAGCAGUCUGGGAUUCAGCUCUCUCAUUUUCUGAGGAGUCAGCCUGUGUGUCACAAUGAUAAAUUUUUUAAUAUUAGUAGUUUAAAAAUUAGUGCACAAAACAUUGGUUCCAUUGUGAUGUUCUUAUGUGUUCACGGCUAAUCUUGAUUUCCACUUAUUGAUAUGGCUCUAUUCCUGGGAAAACCUAAAGACUUCACAAAGCUCCGAGCUUAUUAUUGCAUUUAAGAGAGUGACAAGAAUACUGCGCAUCCACACUGAACUUUCUCAGGCAAAAAAACCCAAAAAAAUCUCUUCACUUAGAGUUACUCAAAAUACCCCUUAGGUAUAAACUAGCUAGGGAAGUGAAAACUGACAAUAGUAAGAUGCCCAAUCCUCAUUCAGAAAGGCAAAGAGGAUGGACAUUGGAAGAGGGAGAAAACAGGGAACAGGACAGGAGCCUACCACAGAGGGCCUCUGAAAGACUCUACCCUGUAGGGUAUCAAAGGAGAUGCUGAGACUCAUAACCAAACUUUGGGCAGAGUGCAGGGAAUCUUAUGAAAGAAGGAGGAGAUAGAAAUACCUGGAGGGGACAGGAGCUCCAUAAGGAGAGCAACAGAACCAAAAAAUCUGGGCAAAGAGGUCUUUUCUGAGACUGAUACUCCAACUAAGGACCAUUCAUGGAGAUAACCUAGAACCCCUGCACAGAUGUAGCCCAUGGCAGCUCAGUGUCCAAGUGAGUUCCCUAGAAAUGGGAAUAGUGACUGUCUCUGACAUGAACUCAGUGGCUGGCUCUUUGGUCACCUCCCACUGAGGGAGUAGCAGCCUUACCAGGCCACAGAGGAAGACAAUGCAGCCAGUCCUAAUGAGAUCUGAUAGACUCAUCAGAUGGUAGGGGAGGAGGACCUCCCUUAUCAGUGGACUGGGGGAGGGGCAUGGGAGGAGAAAUGGAGGGGAGGUGGGAAUGGGAGAGGACAAGGGACAGG